This is a messenger RNA of Maudiozyma saulgeensis, 1557 nucleotides long. The record is from the annotation of a GenBank genome assembly. NCBI's taxonomy places the organism in Eukaryota, Fungi, Ascomycota, Saccharomycetes, Saccharomycetales, Saccharomycetaceae.
AUGGAGAAGUAUCAUAUUGGUGAUAGAUUGCAGAUAGGUGAUGAUAUUUGUACUGUUAGAUAUAUUGGCAGGAUCAAUGUGUGGCAAAAUGAGCUGGCAUUUGGUGUUGAGUGGGAUGACCCAAAAAGAGGGAAACAUUCAGGUACUUUAAAUGGACAUAAGUAUUUUGAAACAGUUAAACAGAAUACUGGGUCUUUUAUUAAGCUAUCCAAAGUGGAAAGAGCAGUACGUAGGGGAUUUAUUGAAGCUGUUCGUGAUAUAUAUGGAACACCAACAGAUGUCGAUUACUCGCUUCGAAUAAACUCUAAGAAUAUCGAAUACGUAGGAUUCGAUGUAUUGAAUAGUAGAAAUAAAGAGAUCAACUCCUUGGAAACUAUUUCCUUAGAAAGGAAGUCAAUAUUCUGUCUGACCACUCAAAAAGAUGAUAUUCCCACUAUGUCAAAUCAUUUUAAAAAUUUGAAAAACCUAAAUAUAUCCAAUAAUCUUAUUUCUGAAUUUGGAAAUGUUUUACAGUUGUUAGAAAUUAUGCCAAAUCUGUCAACAUUGAACAUAAGUGGGAAUAGAUUUAUACCCUAUGAGACGAAACCUUAUGAGAUGAAAACAUUUGACAAUGUGAGGCACCUUUCGUUAUCAUAUUGUGAGAUAUCUAUCGUAUGUCUUAAGUGUAUUCUUGAAUACUUUCCAUCCUUGGAGUCUCUCGAUUUAGGAGGUAACGACUUGUCAGAAUUGAUAAGCGUAACUUUGCCACUGCCAAAAUACCUGAAACACUUAUCACUUUCCAAUGCAUGUUUGGAGGAACUACCAGUAGGGCUGAAUAGUUGGAAAUUAGAUUAUUUGAACCUGUCACACAAUGCCAUAAAAUCUGUGGUGUCUGGUCUUGAUGAAGAAGAUAGUCGAGAAUUCUCGUUAACACAACUGGAUUUAUCCCACAAUGAAAUCAACAAAUGGGAGUCUAUUGAUGAAAUAAAUGAAACUUUUCUGAAACUGAAAUCGCUCCGAAUUAAUAACAAUCCUGUCUUAUCAAGGAAUAUCUCAGAAGUCAAUCAAUUAGAAACUGACAAACAGAUGUUUUUAAAUGUGCUAGCUAGGUUUAAUAACCUGGAUAUCCUGGAUGGCUCCCACUUGACUGAAGAGAUAAAGGAAGAAGCGGAGUUGUAUUUAUUAUCUGUCAUUCUUUCAAAUACUGUGAGAUUAACGAAAGAUAAAUCCAGAUGGUCGUAUUUUAGAGAUAAAUAUGGGAUAUCUGAGAUGUCAGAUAGGAAUUUACCACAAGAAUAUAUGGAAAAUAGUUUAUUAGUUGAUCUGGAGGUUUUGAAGUUGCAUGCACAUUACAAUUAUAAAAAUAUGCAUUUUAGAAUUGAUCUUCUACCCAAUAGUACAGUUCGUUACAUGAAAAGUAUCAUUAGUAGACAUAUAGAUGUACCUAUUCUCCAAAUCAAAGUAUUAUAUGAACCUACGAAUGAAGCUGAAACUAUGGCGGAAAUCACACGUAACUUUUCGCUGAUCAGUGAUUUAGGUUUAACAAGCGGCUCUAACAUCUAUGUUAUGCACAAAUAA